AUGCCGAGAAGAUCACUGAAAAAUGGUCCAUCAUCUAGAGGUGCUCGAAAUGGGAGAUAUACUUCCAAUAAUCGAAGGAAAAGAAAGAGCAAAGGAACGUCAAAUAACCAUAGAGGUCUGAGAACUACAGGAAUUAAUGUACCAGAACUUAUGGAUUUAGAUGACAACGUUUAUAUUCCAAGGGCUUCGGGAGGUAAAAAUACCAUGCUUGAGCUCUCAAAGAGGCCAGGAAGGUUAGUAGAUGAAGUUGCUUAUACGAGUUCGCAUCAAGACAAUAUCUUCAGUAGAAAGUUGCGAGAUAGACCGGUUGAAUUUGUUAAAGCAAAGGAGAUAUAUAAUCCGAAUGAUGAACUUCUCAAAAAUUUGAAGUCAGCAAAUGAAAAAGCCGAGACUAUAGAACCAGGGGAGUCUAAACAAGGAUCUGAAGCCGGAUCAGAAGAGUGCUCUUCAGGAGAUUCUACAGGAAGCUCUUCGGCAUUGAAUACACUUGAAGAUGAAAAGAAGCGUAUCGCUGACGAUUUGGUUUCAAUCGAAAAGUUAUCUAUUGGGUCUAAAUUUGAUACAGAUGCAGAUAUCUCGUCAGAUGCAAGUGAGUCAUCAUUUUCGGAAGAUGCAUCUGGUCAUGUAGAAUAUGAGUCUGAUGGUGACAGCAUUCAGCUAGAAGAGGAAGACGUCCCUGUGCUCGAUGAGGUACUAGACAAAGAUGAACAAGAAGAUAGUGAUAAUGUUAACAAGUCGAAUGAUGACCCAGAAUACGGGUUUUUAUCUGAAGACUACGAAUUCGAUGUCUCCUCUUUAACUGUUUCAAAUAUAAGAUACGGCAUUCAAAAUCAAUAUUAUGUGAAAAAUGCCGAGCUUUUUGGAGAUGACUUUACAUGGAUGGAUGAGGAUGAUUUAUUUGAAUUCGUUACAGCGAAAGGCGUCAGAGAACACCGGUUUGAUAGCUUUUUAAAGUUCAUGACUAGGGACUUUAUUAACAGCGGUGCUGAGGAGUCUAAUGACUCAGAUGUAUACAUAUCAGAUAGCUCGGAUGAUGAUCUCUCGUUGAACGAUAAUCAAAAGUGCAUUGACGAUGAUAUUGGAGACGAGGAUGAUGGCAUUGAAGACUUAAUAAACUUUACGAAAAACCUGAAAUUUGGUAGCUCAGAAUACGAACCACCAACGCAAACAAUGACCAUGAUAGGUAGUGGAAGAAACAAGCGACUAGAUUUGGAUAGGUUGGAUUUAGAUGAUGAAAUUAGAGAAUCGUUACAAGAGCAAUUUCAAAUUCGACGUCAAAGUAAAAAGACAAAGAAAAAAGAUCAUGAAAACCUUAUCAUUCAAGAGGGCUUACUUUCCAAUGAUCUCUGUGUAAAGUAUCAGUAUCAGUUGCAUAUUAGAGACAUUAAAUAUGAACUUGAUAGUUUUCUUCAUGAUUCGGCUCGUGAUUUUGUCAGUUUCCCCCCUCUUGAUCCUCAUGGAAAUAAAACGGUGUCAAAAAUGGCUGAUUACUUCAACUUAAAAUCACUGAAAUGUGGAAGAGGGACCAAGCAGUUUAUUAGAGUGACGAAAACAAAGAGAACAUUUCGAUAUUUGCCCAAUUAUGAUCAAAUUGGAAGAAUCUUGAGACAGAGACCAAUUUUUAAGAGAAGAGAUCAAGAACAACCAAUUAUGCCUGGAAAUAAGAAAGAUAGAAAUAAGAAAAGCACCACUGUUCUAAAAGAUGGCGAUAUUGUAGGUGCAAAUGCUCCUGAAAUCGAUCCAACUAACAUUGGUCGUCAACUAUUAGAGAAAUUGGGAUGGGUUAAAGGCGAGGGCCUCGGUGCACUUGGAAAUAAAGGAAUAAGCGUGCCUCUUACAGCUAAAGUAAAGAAAUCAAAAUCUGGGCUUGGUUAG
This is a messenger RNA of Priceomyces carsonii, 1875 nucleotides long. RefSeq lists its product as uncharacterized. Gene Ontology annotation, molecular function: nucleic acid binding. Gene Ontology annotation, cellular component: nucleus. NCBI's taxonomy places the organism in Eukaryota, Fungi, Ascomycota, Pichiomycetes, Serinales, Debaryomycetaceae. The record is from RefSeq and is a predicted model, not a curated record. The coding region runs from base 1 to 1875 and encodes 624 amino acids. The transcript has a single exon.